Molecule: messenger RNA, 2451 nt
Organism: Colletotrichum higginsianum IMI 349063
Lineage: Eukaryota; Fungi; Ascomycota; Sordariomycetes; Glomerellales; Glomerellaceae
Product: Ankyrin repeat protein
Exons: 3
Coding region: 1-2451 (816 amino acids)
Source: RefSeq, a predicted model, not a curated record
AUGUCUGGAAAGCCCGGCGAGCAAGUCGACGAGCGUCUUGGCGUGCGUAAACGUUUUCGAUCACUACUACAAAAGCGGUUUCCCUCCAGGAGUCGAGCUGCCCAACCCGAUGCGGUGCUGCCAAAUCAACAGGCGAACUCUAGAGACAUCGGCGACUCACAUGACGUUCAAACGACGGCGGCUCCGGUGGGCAAUGAGAACGAUCCCAUUCGUGUAUGGGACGAGGCAUGGGUGUCCAUGAAAUCUGAAGAACCAGACCUGCUUGUGAAAUACGAGCGCUACCUCUUAGCCCAGGAUAACCCCGACGCGAAUCCUGAUCCCGAUCGUCUCUCUGGCAAGGACAAGAAAGAUCAGCUUCUUCGCACCGCUGACUUGAAGAUCAUGGCUGCAAAAGCGAAGCUUGCAGAGGAAGGCGUCUGUGGCCGUGUUAAAACCGUCGUUGAAGGGGCCGUGACCAUUUUGAUCCAAGGAAAAGACCUCGUCACAGCUAUUGCCACCACUGAGCCGCACGCUGCACUGGUGUGGGCAGGAUGCAGCGUUAUAUUACCGUUUCUGCUGAACCCAAGCACAGAGCGAACCGCUGCUCUGGAGGGGUUUACUGAUGCCAUGCGAAUUAUGUGCCGAUUCAGUGUUAUCGAAACGGAUCUAUUCAGUAGCUCCGGCGUCGGCUUCAUGUCUGACUCAGAGCUCGUUAGACUGAAAGAUCAACUUCGCAUGUACCUGAUUCAACUGUACGCCCUGAUCAUUCAACUUCAAAUUCGGCUUGUUCUUCGAUAUGAUCGCACGGCUGUCACUCGGUUCGUUCGUGAUACAGUGAAAGCAGAUGACUGGAAAUCGCUGGUGAAGAGCAUCAAAGACCUAGAGGAUUCCAACUUUAGAGAUAUCAAUGCGAUUGGACAGCACGUCCUGCUCCACGUACGAACUACCAUCGAACAUCAGGGCCAGCAGAUGUCGGUGGGAUUUGCGGAGAUGACAAAGAAGUUUCGUGACCUCGACGAGGACAUACAGGGUGUUCGUCAGAAAAUCAUUGGCCGCGAAGAUGCCAUCGACGAUUUGAAAUGCAAGGAUGCCUUCAAGGUCGAGAUCAACUACGUUCUUCAGAAGGAUAGGAACAGUGUCUGCGCACCAGACUCUGGACAGUGGUUCUUUCAUCACCCCGAGUAUGAGGCAUUUCAAAGUGCUAGGGCGCCACAGUUGCUUUUCAUCACCGCAGAAGCAGGUGGCGGCAAAUCCACCAUCAUGAGGACCUUUAUCGACAAGCUUCAGGCAUACGAUGAGCCUCCUUUGAUUGCACAUUUUUUCUUCAAGGACGACGAUGACCGGCUCCGCAGCUACGACGACGCUCUAAGUUGCUUGAUCCACCAAUUGCUAGUGCAGCAACCCGGGCUGGUCCAGUACGCCAAAGGACCAUACCAACAGUACGGAGACGCAAUCAGGCAUCAAACUCGAGAAAUGUGGCAGAUCAUCCUCGAGUUUGCUUCGCAAGCGGAUCGUGACAUCUUUUGCAUAUUGGACGCGGUUGAUGAAUGCACGGCACCGCACAGAAAGCAGCUUGUAGCUGACCUCGCAGACGCUUUUCAGGAUGCAGCGCAGCCGGCGUCUCGGCUGAAAUUUCUCGCAUCAUCCCGACCAUAUCAAGACGAGAACCACCCCUACGCCGACCUAUUUACCUCCAGUAAUAACAUCAGACAUCUGGCAGGCGAGAACGCACAAGUCCAAUUCGACAUUCGCAAGGUCAUUCAGUUCAAGGCGCAAGAACUCGCUGAAAAGAGAGGACUCGAACAGGGCAUCCAAGACAUGCUGGUGGCAAAACUCUCUGAACAGAACGUACAUACGAGAUCGUUCCUGGCGGUCCGGAUGGCGUUCGAGCUGCUGGAUUCGCAUAACAGGAUGCACAAAGGAGCGGGGGAGAGGACGAUCAAUACUAUCCUUGGCGACAUUCCAAAGCAGCUGGGCGACCAGUUUGACGAGAUGCUCAAGAGAAGUCUGGAUAGUGAACACGCAUGGAGGCUUCUGUGCGCCAUCCUCGCAGCACAAGAAACACUCAGGAUUCCUGAGUUCAAGGUCAUCUACUCUCUCACACAGCCGACAAGCAGCACGGUCGGUCCGGCCAAUUCAUACGACGAACUCGAGCUACCGACCGAUGACGAAGGGUUCAAGCAACUCGUCCGGUCUAGAUGUGGUCUGUUCAUCACCUUUGUUAGUGACUCUAUACACCUGUUUCACCAGACCUCCCGGGAACAUCUCAUGGCAAAAGCAGAUAUGUCUGGGACGACGCCCUUCGCCGAGCCUGCGCGAAUCUGGGAUGUUCAAAGUCAUCAUAUCAACACGAAACACGGGCCGUCUUGGAGAGGUUCCAUUACAAAGGAAGAUGCCAAUCUCGUCUUUGCGAUGAUCUGUCUGAACAUCCUAACUUUCACCGUAUCACGAACGUGGUUGCUUGAAGCGUGA